AUGGAUGACAGAGGAGAAAAGGCCGUCGAGAGCCAACGUGCGGCACGCGACGCAGAAGGCCAAAGACCUCCGUCCAGCCAUGAAAAAGAUGGAGUCGAACUCAACUCAAACCCCAACCCGCAGCUCUUCGUCGUGCAAGAUGACGGGCAGCCGCCAUCCGAAGAGAAGUCGGAUGCGGAAUCCGGGCGCGCGGUGACGCUCAUGGGAGAUGAGAUGUACCCCGAGGGCGGACUGGAAGCAUGGCUCGUUGUGUUCGGCUCAUGGUGCGGCCUGACGGCCUCACUCGGCUUGAUGAACACCAUUGCGAUUUUCCAGACGUACGUGUCGACCCAUCAGCUGCUGGGCUAUAGUGAGGGGUCGGUGGGCUGGAUAUUCUCCGUGUACACAGCGUUGUGCUUUUUCUGUGGCAUUUACAUCGGGCCAUUGUUCGACAAGUACGGGCCGCGGUGGCUCAUCGGCUCGGGAUCCGUCAUUGUCGUCGCCGGCGUUAUGAUUAUGAGUAUUUGUACCCAAUACUGGCACUUCAUGCUCUGCUUCGGCAUCUUAAACGGCGUGGGCAGCUCACUCCUCUUCACCCCGUCCAUUACCGCCGUGGGCCACUAUUUUCGCAAGCGGCGCGGCCUCGCCUCGGGCCUCGCCAGCACAGGCGGUGGCGUCGGCGGCGUCAUCUUCCCACUGAUGCUGCAGACGCUCUUCGAGCGCGUCGGCUGGGCCUGGGCCAUCCGCUCGCUGGGCUUCCUCUGCCUCUUCCUCCUCAUCUUCGCCAACCUGCUGAUAAAGAAGCGCCUGCCGCCGGCCAAGAACGCCAGCGCACACCCAGACUUCAAGAUCUUCAAAGAGAAGGCGUUUCUGCUGCUGACCAUCGGCGUCUUCAUGCUCGAGUUCGGCCUGUUCAUCCCGCUGGCGUACAUCUCGAGCUACGCGCUCGCUAGCGGUUUUGAUGAGACGUUCGCGUUCCAGAUCCUGCCGAUCCUCAACGCGGCGUCGGUGCUGGGCCGCGCGCUGCCGGGUUGGUGGGCCGACCGCAUCGGGCCGUUCAACACCAACAUGCUCUCUAUCGGCGUAACGAUAUUUGCCUGUUACGUGGUGUGGCUGCCUUUCGGGCGCACGAUGCCCGGGCUCGUCGUGUUCGCCGUGCUCUUCGGGUUCGCGACGGGCAAUAAUAUUAGUAUCACGCCCGUGUGCGUCGGCCGGCUGUGCCACACGCAGCACUACGGGCGGUACUACGCCACCUGCUACACGGUCGUGUCGGUCGCCUGCCUGAUCGGCAUCCCGGUCGGCGGCAGCAUCGUGGCGGCCGCCGGGGGCGACUACUGGGCGCUUAUUGUGUUUACGGGGCUCACGCAGGUCUUGUCUGUUGCGGCGAUAUAUGCGGCCAAGGGGGUUAGUGUGGGGUGGAAGCCGUGGACGAAUUUCUGA
Messenger RNA from Anthostomella pinea, 1419 nucleotides. The record is from the annotation of a GenBank genome assembly. Lineage: Eukaryota; Fungi; Ascomycota; Sordariomycetes; Xylariales; Xylariaceae.